CGCCACGUGGUGAGGUUUGUUGAGAUGAAGUGGCUGCUACUGGGAGUAUGUUUGGCGGUGUUCCUGGCGACUGUGCCGUGUGCGAGAGCCGAGGGAACCCCGGGAGAGUGGGAAGUAACGCUGGCCAACAGGCAGCUGGACCUCACCACUCACCAGGCCCGCCAAACGCUCACACUAACCCUCAAGAAUGCCGGGAAAAAGAGUCUAGGAACCUUCCUAGUCGUCGUGGACGCCGCUGUCGCCGGGAAAGUCGCUUACUUCGGCGCUCACGAGAAAUCUGAUGCAGAGGAUCCCCCAGCUCUCCCGAUGGCCCCUGCAGUUAUAAAGGGGAAGAAGGAUGUUGGAGGGUAUGAAAGUGAGAAGCAGUUGGUACAGUUCUCGGGGAAUGCCUACAUCCUCUCCCCUUACCCAAUCAAAACCCAGAGUACCACCGUUGUCCUGGCAACCUCCACCAUAGAGUCGUUCUCACGGGUCGCCCCCACCUCGACGACCGCUAACGAGGUCACCUACGGUCCCUAUAGCGACAUGGACCCCUACAGCAGUGCUAGGAUAACGAUCCACUUCGAGAACAACGGGACCUUUUCUGACGGUGCCAUUCUGCGGGGGUCAUACUCGCGGUUCGACCACCAGAGAGUGCCAAACAGUGGAGCCAGCUCAGUGAAGAGCUUCAAGACCAUUCUCCCUGCCGCUGCGGCUGAUGUCUACUAUCGCGACGAGAUUGGCAACAUUUCCACCAGUUCCCCCUCUUUGGAGGGUGGCAGACGAGGUACUACAUUGGCUACAAUCUUCCCGUCCUACGAGUACCUCUAUCACUCGGGGAGUCAGUUCCUGCUCAACAUGAGGCUGGUCGACCACGUCAUGGACGACCAGCUGGUGCAAGAUCUCACACUCAGAAUUGUCCUCCCUGAAGGAGCCAAGAACAUCGUAUUCGAGGCACCGUACGGUGUGGAGCAACAACCAAACGAUCUGAUGCAGACGUACCUUGACACCGUGGGCCGACCGGUCGUCGUGGUGACGGCUAACAACCUUGUGGAGCAGCACAUACAAGAUUUUACUCUAACCUAUGAGUUUCAGACGUGGAUGUUGCUACAGGAACCGCUACUGGUCAUUGUAGCACUCUACGGCUUCUUCCUCCUCAUUAUCGUCAUCGUCCGUCUAGACUUCUCCAUCACCAAGGAUGUUGCUGUGUUGGCACGGCAACAAACGUCGGUGAUCCUGGAGAAGAUUCUGGAGGCGCAUGACCGCCGCUGGAGCAUCGUCGGGCAGUACGGCGAGUCAAUCUCCUCGUUCAAACAGAAGAAGAACAAGGACGAGUUUGCCAAAUCUCGCAGGAGUCUGGACGACAAGUUCAAGAAGUGUUCCAGCGACAUUGGGAAACUCGGCCGUGCGCUCCAGGGGAUCGAUACUGAGAAGAGUGCUAAGGCACGUGUGACUGAACUCCAGAAGAAGACUGUGUCUCUGAAAGAAGUCGUCGAUGACAACUGCACCCUCGCCGAGAGGCUCGUAUCCGACCGCAUCACCAAGUCCGAGUAUUUGAACAAGGAAAAGGGGAAUACUUCCAACGUGCAGCGUCUGGAGGGCGAAAUAAACUCCCUCGUAAAGGCUCUCAACUGA
Geodia barretti is the source of this 1614-nucleotide messenger RNA. Lineage: Eukaryota; Metazoa; Porifera; Demospongiae; Tetractinellida; Geodiidae. The record is from the annotation of a GenBank genome assembly.